GCAUGUGUGGCUUCGAAGAAGAGGAGAAGAGACUGGGACGGUAAAGGUAGAGAAAAAAAUCCGAGGAACUACUCCUGUUUACAACAACGCAAUGGAGCCCAGAUGGCUAAAUAACUCGCUCGGAGGUAUUUUAUGGACUGGACUCGUCUUAUAUGUCGUAUUCGCCACAGAGCCUGCGUGUGCGAUCGACAUCUACACCGACGCCGAGGUGAUCGUGCAGAAUGGCACCACGGGGGUCCUACGAUGCACCUUUAAGACCAACCAAGUGGUCAGCAGCUUGACCUCGAUGACAUGGACGUUCCAGUCGAGUGAGCCCGACACUCGUUUCUCCAAAUCUCCGACUGUGAUAUUCUAUUUUCUCAAUGGGAAGGGAUUUCCGGGACCAGACGAGUUCAAAGACAGAGUUGAGUUCAUCGGAGACAUCAACAAGAAGGACGUCUCGAUUCAGCUGAACCCGGCUCAGUUCAGCGACAACGGGACCUUCUUCUGCGAUGUGAAGAACCCGCCGGACAUAAUUGGAACGCAGGCUCAGACCAGGCUCAGGGUGGUUCUGAAAGAAUCUCUCCCCCAGAACAACACCACCAUCAUAAUUCUAGCCAUUUGUGGUGCUUUGUUUGUGCUCGUCAUCAUCGCUGUGGCUGCCUGCUUAACCAUGAGGAUUCUCCACAACCGGCAUGAAUACGAAGGAUGCACCACCCCGGAGAGCGCGAGCUCUCAGUCUCUGCGGCCGCAAAAGAAGGCAGAAUCCAACCGAGAGGCUUCCAGGUGUUCCAGCCCCUCAGGUCCACUACAGGGCCCGGUGAUAUACGCCCAGCUGGAUCAUUCAGGAAGUAAAAACUCCUUCCACAAGAUCGAGCCGGUGGUCUACGCUGACAUUUGUAAAAACUGAAGACGGGGACCAAAAGAAACAAAGAAAACACUAAAAAGUUUGAGACCUCCGUUAGCUGCUCACAGGGAGGGUGGGAACCGUUCAACAGGGACAAAACUGGUGUCGUUUCUCUUUUCUCCGUAUUUUGUCCUCUGAACGCAUGAUGCUGUUACAUGAUAGUGUCUUAACGUACUUUGUUGUUACGGCUAAAAAAAAAACCACUCCAUCAUACGAGCCUUUAAAAAAGGAGUUCUCAAGUACAGGGAUCAAAAUAAAAAUAUCAUUCCAACUAAAAAUAUUUAAUUUUGUAAACUUUCUUUAAUCCCCUCUCACUCUGAGAUGCGUUUACAGACCGUUGCACCGACGCCACUAAAUCCACUUUCAUAAACCGUCAACAUCACAUCAGUAGCUGUUUGUUUGGCUGUUUUUUUAUUUUAAUGCACAUUCUUACAACAAAUUUUUGCAUAUUUAUUAAAAUAUAUGUUUAUAUUUUAAAUGAUCUCCAUUAAUUCAUGGUCACUUCAGCCUCCGAUAUCCUGCUUGGUGUUUAUCAAACUUUAAUUUGAUCAUAAAAACCUCUCUUGAACCAGGCACGUGACCUUUUUGACCCUUCAUUUGAGUAGUUGGUCACGUUAGCGUCUGCCUCCUCCAGAUGGAAUCAAUUUCUUCUGUUUAGAUUUAUGCCGGGUGUUUCUAAACUUCUGAUUUCCGCCUUAAAUAGCUGCUAGAAAAAUGUCUUUCUUUUAUUACCAAACUACACAUUAAAAUGUUUUUAGGACCCCUUCCUUUGAAGUGUGCACCAAAAAAAAAUGUUUAUUUUUCUUUAAAUCACAAAAACACACAAACCGUAGGAUUAAUGAUGGAAAUGGACCCGUUAAGUUUUGAUCCUCAUGAAAAGGGUCUGCCGUUCUAAAAAUAACAAUAACAGGUAUAGUUGUUUCCUAGCAGGUGCUAAUGAAAGAAAAACGAGCCUCAGGUCCUGAACAACCAGAGUCUUGCAUAUUUAUUUUUGUUAGCAUGGAGAUGAGUUAUAUUCAUGCGAAUAUUGAGUUUUCUUUUUUGUUCUUUGUCUUUUAAACCUCUCGUGUUUGAAAGUUUUGUUACAUAUCUGCGUUGAUCACAUACUAACUGCCUUCAGAGCUUUUUUGGUUUAGAGACGGAAUAAUUUAAAUGAACUCUGAACCAGAAACGAAAUGAAAAGCUGCAAAGAACAGUCCCAUCCUUGGAAUUAUCUCCCUUAUCAGAAUACAGAAACGUGAAAACAAAAAUCGCCAAAUAUGUACGAAACCUCGGAGCGUGCACAGUGAUUUUUGUGCAAAAAAUAUAAAAAGGUUUUCUUGUUGAGCUGCUCGUUUUGAGUCUUUCUAAUGUGAAAGACGUCGAUCAGAAUAAAAAAAUGUCUUUUUGGUUGAAAGAAGUGACUGAAAAAACCCUGAAACAUGAAGAAAAAUUGAUACCAGUCGAGUAAAAUUUACAAAAAUCUGAAUAAAUGAAAGUUUGGAUUAAACGCAUGUUUUUUUUUUCAUAUUAAUGUACAUGUACUCGGUGCAACAGUCUGUUUUGUCUCCACCGUGGCGCGUUUCCAUAUUGAUUCCAUAUAGACGUAGCUCGGACAUCGCUCGCGGUAACGUUGCAUGCAGUUCUUCUAACAUCCGUGAAGUGAAGUUGGUACUUUUACUCAGCUAGGAGAAGCCGUCCCACGUCGUGUUACUGUGAAUGCUUCCAGCUCACCGUCAAAAAAAAAAAAAAAAAACUCCUGGCAUGUUGUUGUGGUACCCUUUUUACUCCCGUGGAACUUUCACCUCAGUGGAACAAAAAUCCUCUUUAAGUCGUGAUUUUGUUUUUAAGUUAAUGAUUUUAAAUUUUAUUUUUAAAUCAAAUCUCCACCCACUGUCUUUCCCGCUCAUUUUUCUUUUUCUUCACUGCCCUCUAAGGUUGUGACUUUAAAAUUAAUAUAUUCAGUAUUUUUAAUUCAUUUUUGAAAAAAAAAAAAAAAAAGUUCAAUUGAGGUGAAUUUUCUUCUUUUAUAAAAACUGGGAGGUUUUGCUUAAUGAAACAACUUCCAAACACACUGCAUAUAAUUUACUAACACGCAAAACAUAAUACUAAUGUUAUUUUUUAAUCUAUAUUUUAUGUAAAUCUCAGUUUUAUUUUUCUCACUUAUGGGCCAAAUAUCAGAUUUAUUUUCCAGAUACUGUCGAGCUUUAAAUGCAUUCCAGAUGUCAGUUUUUAUUUCCUUUUGUCUUAAAGCAUUUAAAAGCCAAAUUUGUUAUGUAUGUUUGUUUCCAUCGCCUAUGAGGAUGAUUUGUUUUGCAGCUCGUGACUCAGAAUACAGUAACUUUCCACGCCGACCCGUGUUUGUAUUUAAGUUGAACUCAUCGUUUAAAGAUUUUGUGCUGUUUACUGUAACUCAUUCCAGUGUGGUUCGGCUGUGGACGUCCUUCUAGAGGACGCUGGUUUUGCUGUAGAGGUCAAGAAAGUUGCUUUAUUUGUCUUUUAUUUUGUAAAAUCAAACAAACGUGCAGUUUGCUCAGGACUGAUUCAGAAUGAGCCGACUUGAUGAUUUAUUCAGUCAGCAGGUGGGGAAAUAAGAAAAACAGUAUCUCAAAAAAGUUCUAAUUAGAUUUCUUUUUAAUUAAGAACUCAUUAUGUUGCAAAUUAGAAUUUCUUUAAGGAACAAAAACAUCUUGCAACAAGGUUCCCAAGGUUCUUCCCAAAUGUUCUCAAAUUUCUCAUGUGAGCCGAGAUCAAAUUUCCUCUCAGAGAGCCUCUGGAGCUCCUCUCAAACUCUUCUCAGUUUAGUCCCUGUGAGUCAAAAAGUGCUUUGGGAAGGUUUGGAGAACUAAGAAACUAAAUCAGGACCAAAAUAAUAUGAAUCUGACAUUCCGAGCGCAACAAAUCUGCAACGGAAACAAGUAAUUCUAUACAAAUUCCAAAUGAAUCGACACCUUGUGAGUAAAUGGCAUCAAAAGAUUUUGCAAAAAAACAUUAAAAAUUGUCUUAAAGUUCCAAAUCUGUUCAGUUCCAGCUGAAAGUUUACAUGCUCUCUGAAUGUUUAUCCUGGCUUUCGGGCUUUACCAAGAUUUGUUUUCAUUUACAUCCUUCGGAAUCUCCUUUCCAAUCAGCGCGGGUCCAGAUUUGACUUUGUGCCACGUUUCAACACGUUAAAGAACCAAAUAUUAACGUCUAAAAUGUGAUUCUGCCUAUUUCAUGAUCUUUAAUCAAGUUUCAGGAAAAUGUUGUUUUUUUUUUUACGGUGAAUGUGUUAGAAAAGUUUGAGAUUAAAGGGAGGAGAUGAAAUCUGCAGAAACUUGUAACAGAAUGAAAGGAAAUUUAAGGUGAUUGAUCAUUACAAACCUGAAUGUAAAAACUAUAAAACCGUAUCGCUCACAAGAGAUGAUCAAAUAGUUAGAAAAGGUGAUCAUUUAGAAUAAGUCACCAACAUGAGUUGAUGUUCUUAGUUGAGUUUCUAAAGUUGACUGUAUCAUUGGGAUGUCACUGAAAACUAUAAAUGUUACCCGUUUCUGCCAAGUUUUAAUGUUAAAACCUAAAAACAUUAAAAUCUACUGCCUUAAGAGCUGUGAUGCUCAUAAAAAUCCGUAAAAAUUUAGCUCUGGUAAAUUGAUCUAAAAUAACGAUGUGAUUUCUGGAAAUGAUUAAAUGUAAAAACAGUUUUGAUGCAUUUAUUCUCAGUAAACAUAAAUGCAUCUUAGUGGUUUUCAGUGAACUUGAAUGAAGUUUUUUUCUGACCAAAGGAAUCCUGAUUUCAGCUCAUUUUGACUCCACCUGAUGCAGACUCUGUCGUCUUCCAUUUUUCUGUUUUCUUCUUGGUUCCUGUUAUUUUUUUGUUGCCACACAGCAGCAUGCACCUCGACCAAACAGAGAAAAGACCAACCGUGUAUGAUACCAACAAACCACAAACUGCUGGUCGCUUUUCUCCCGAUUGUGACUGCCUGCAGUGUUUAGUGCUGUUGUGAAAAUUGUGACGUAAAAAUUAAACUAUGAGAAACUAUGUUUCCCAGUUAUUCCAAGGAGCUUUUACGUGCAGUUCCUGGGGGUUCGAGCAAACGCAGGAUGAACUGUUCGCCCACGAUGAGUAUGUGCUCGGUGUUUAUUUGAUGGUAAAUAGUCGUUUAAUUGUUUGAUGUGUUCUGUAAAACCUGCACUAUGUCUUGCAUUACGAAGACAACCAUUUCCCUGUGAUUUUGUUGUUUUUAUUUCUCUCUGAACGAUCAUGGCCUCUGUUCUUUAAAACUGGAAUGUUGUACAUUUAGUGCCUUUUUACAUUUCAUCUGCUAACUUGAACAUCUGCUUGAAAUAGAAGAGAAAAGAUUCAUUUAUUUUCUUUUGAUUGUAUUUUUUAUAAGCAUAUCGCCUCUGUAUCCACUGUCUCAAAUUUUAUAUAAAACCUACUUCUGGCCAUA
Nothobranchius furzeri (turquoise killifish) is the source of this 5292-nucleotide messenger RNA. It is a transcript of the gene mpzl1l, whose product is annotated as myelin protein zero-like 1 like. NCBI's taxonomy places the organism in Eukaryota, Metazoa, Chordata, Actinopteri, Cyprinodontiformes, Nothobranchiidae. Gene Ontology annotation, cellular component: focal adhesion; cell surface; plasma membrane. The record is from RefSeq and is a predicted model, not a curated record.